UAUCUGAUGGACCCUAACAUUUGGCGAAGCUCCCAGCGGUUGGACGAGGCGCUCUGUAAUCUCUUCAUUCCCGACUCGAUAGCUAUUGUUUCAAUCUCUGGUACCAACGCCCCAGAACGAAAGAUAAAGCUGUUUGGGACUUGGGAGUGCAUUUUAUAGCCAGAAUUGUUGGGUAUGGCUUGCAGGACUGUGUGCCCUCAUAAUUAUGGGUUUGUGAAUAAAUGCCCCAUUUCUACAGGGGUUUUGGGAAAGGGAAAACACAGAGCAAUCAGCAGUAGCAAGUAUAAGAUGGGUGUGCGAUUGGUGGUGAGGGCAGCUGAUAUUCUGGGAGAUUUUGGAGCCAGAGAUCCCACUACAGCAGAAGUGGAGAGUAACUUUGGAGAAAAUGUGGUGGGUAAUUUUGGAACUGAUCAUAAAAUCCUGGUUCCCAAUGUCUCUGCACUAUCCCUGGCUCAUAUGACGUGUCACCCAAUUCAAUCUAAUCAGCCUCCCAUAUCCCGCCAUGAGGCUACUGGAUUGCUAAGGAAGGUCGUAGGGUGGAGAUUAAAUGAGGUGGAUGGAGGGCUGAGAUUGGAGUGCUUGUGGAAGGUGAAGAGUUUUGCAGCUGGGAUAGCGCUUCUUCAAAGAAUUGGUUCGGUAGCUGAGGCCGCAAACCACCAUCCUGAUCUUCACCUACAAGGGGGUAACUCUUUCACAGUGAAAGCUCAGUUAUGGACCCAUUCCAUAGGUGGGCUGAGUAUAAAUGACUUCAUUGUUGCUGCUAAAAUAGACCAGAUUAAUAUAUCAGACCUUGUCCCUAGAAAAAGAGUUUGGGCUUAGUUCUUUGCUUCAAUAUGUGGUUCUGGUAAGACUUUAAGAUGGAAGAAAUAGCUGAUUUCAAGCUUUAGUUUCACAAUGGUUGAAACCAGGUUUCUAAUAGAAAUGUAAGUUUUUCUAUUGGAGAAGAGAACCCACAUCUAUCGAUUCAGUUAUGAAACUGCUCUCUUUAAUGGCACCCAGAAAACUAUUCAUUUACUCUAUAAUUUAUUUAUUGAGGCUGAUUUCUUUGGGACA
Cryptomeria japonica (Japanese cedar) is the source of this 1053-nucleotide messenger RNA. Its product is annotated as probable pterin-4-alpha-carbinolamine dehydratase, chloroplastic. NCBI's taxonomy places the organism in Eukaryota, Viridiplantae, Streptophyta, Pinopsida, Cupressales, Cupressaceae. Gene Ontology annotation, biological process: tetrahydrobiopterin biosynthetic process. Gene Ontology annotation, cellular component: plastid. Gene Ontology annotation, molecular function: 4-alpha-hydroxytetrahydrobiopterin dehydratase activity. Bases 175 to 819 code for a protein of 214 amino acids. The transcript is spliced from 3 exons. The record is from RefSeq and is a predicted model, not a curated record.